Molecule: messenger RNA, 1095 nt
Organism: Striga hermonthica
Lineage: Eukaryota; Viridiplantae; Streptophyta; Magnoliopsida; Lamiales; Orobanchaceae
Source: the annotation of a GenBank genome assembly
AUGCACGAUCUAAUUCAUGACAUGGCUCGGUUGGUCGCCAAGGACGUGUGCUUCCAUGUCGAGCACAGCCCGUCAAACUACUUCCCGCUGUUUGGCAACUCGUGUCACUUGUCUGUGCUCCAUGCCGGUAGUGGGCCGUUGGAGUUGAAGGCGUCGAAGAAAAAUGAGAGGCUGCGAACUUUCCUGGUUAUGGUGAGUAGGAGUAGCAAUGAAGCUCCACCCACAGCAGGGCUUGACCCUCAGUUGUUUUUAAACUUGCAGUUUUUUAGGGCGUUAGGCUUGAGUCGUGCCGGUCUAACCGAGCUACCGGGGAACAUUGAUAACUUGGUAUAUCUUCGAUAUGAAGAAUCUUUCCAGAUUGCGGCACUUAGACAUGGACAUAAAGGCCAGCUUCGGUCCAUGGCAGCAGGACUCGGGAGCCUGACUAGUCUUCAGACUCUAUCCUCGUAUAUUAUCAGGUUAAAGAAGGGACAGGGCAUCGAGGAAUUGAAAAACAUCAACUGUUUGAAGGGGUCGCUCAGCAUAGAAAACAUCAACUACGUGUCCAACGCAAGGGAUGCUGAGGAAGCCAGCCUAGGCACAAAGGCACGUCUGGAUAAACUCGAACUGCGAUGGAGAAAAACAUUGACCGGCGACCCAAGCUUACAAGCCCAGGUUUUCGCGAAUCUCCAACCACACGAGAACUUGAAGGAGAUGCUUGUCCAAAACUACUGUGGCGAAAUCUAUCCGAGCUGGUUGACCGAGACUACCCGCAGGUUCACCAGCAUUCACUUGCAUGGGCUGAGAUGUUGCGACACACUCCCAGCCCUCGGCCAACUUCCCUUCCUCAAGUCGUUUUACUUGUCGGACAUGCCCCGACUCGAGUAUGUCAACUACACGUUUUACGGUGCGGGAAAUGGUGUGAAGUUUCCCUCAUUAGAGUCAUUCGAACUCCGUAACAUCGUGAAUCUGAAACAGUGGACAAACAUUAGCAGCGGCGCCAUGCCCCGACUCGUCUCUUUUACUAUUCGUAAGUUCGAAAAUCUGGAAUGUUUGCCGCCCGAGAUUCGAGCUCACCUCCCCAGUUCAGAAGUUAGUGAUUGCCCCAAGCUUUAG